AUGGCCGAAAUGCAGCUGGAAACUAUCCUAGAGUACCAACUACGUGUAAUCGCCGUGAAAGGAGCAGCUCUAAAGUACGAUGUCGACCAAGAGGAACAGGAAGAACAAGCUCGACUUGCUGCAAUCGCUGCAUUGGAGAAAGGAGUUCAAGUGCCGGAACCUCAGCCCAAUGAUAACGUAGCCCAACCGUAUUCAGUGAAACCCCCCACGACCACUCAACAACCGUCACCACCUAGAAAAAUCACCAUGACUUCCGCUCAAAAGUACAUCACGAUCAUGGCCAUCAUGGCUGCAAACCUCCUGUUUACGUUGGUGUCUUCAUCAGCGCCAGUAUCAAAUCAAGCCGUGUCUAAAGAGUUAAAAGCCGGCUCACAAUUCGUGUGGGUCUCUGUUGCGUUUCUGCCCACAGCUGGAGGUUUGCAACCAAUAUUACCUACUCUGUCAGCAAUUCUCGGAACUAGGAAUCUGUGUGUUUUAUCUGGUCUAGUGUGGAUUUUUGGCAACCUAUUGUCCGCGUUGGCUACAAAUUUCCCUAUAUUUUGUCUUGGAAGAGGGCUAGCUGGAGCUGCCUUUGGUGGAUGUAUGCUUUUGCCAUACCUGAUUUUAAUCAAAAUCGCACCUUCCAAAGACGAAAUCACACGAUUAUUCGCGAUCAUGUCGGUGUGUUCCAAUAUUGGCAAUUUCACUGGUCCAAUCAUUGCUGGUGCACUCAUCUCCCAAGUUGGAUGGAGAAGUGUAUACUAUUGGUCCUUGCCCGUCGUGCUCUGUAUCAUCAUGCCUGGAUUUGCUAUCGGUCUACACAAUACCAACAUUGACGGUGACAUAUCUCAACUGAAGAGUGCUCAAGCUACCGCCAAUGACUGGAUUCAGAAACCAUUGGCGAAAUUCAUAGCUUUCGUGCGCAAGUUGACUACUCUGGAUUGGCUUGGUACUGGAGUUACCAUUGCAUUUGCCCUUUGUGUUCAAAUGGUGUUCAGUUAUACGUCGCCGAUAUUUGGUUGGACGUCGGCCAUAACUGUAGGACUGUGUGCUGGUUCUGUGUCGCUCUUCUUGCUACUAGUACUGGUUGAACUCAAUGUUGCCAAGAACCCUAUUAUACCCAAGCAAGUAUUCGCAUACAGAAAUUACAAUACGAGUUUCAUAUACCUACAAGGGAUGCGUGGAAUAUUUGGAGCGGCUUUUGUCUUCCUGCCCAUUUUCGUGCAAAUUGUUCGGAACAAUAAUGUGCUCGUAUCAGGCCUCCUUGUAGCACCUAUGGCAACCGGAGUCAUAUUAGGUAGCGCCGUCGCAAAUGCCAUUGCCAAGAAAGACGGCUACUUGCAAUUUCUUAUGGUCAUCGCUGGUGUUUUGGGCACCAUUGGUCUUGGCUGCUUUACGCUUCUCCACCCGUCAUCAUCUGAUGUGUCUAUCGCGUUCGUUGGAAUUGUUAUUGGCUUGGGUCUUGGAGUGUCUUCUAUCACGAACUUUGUGUAUACGGUCAUUUUACCGAAGCAGUUGACUCAUGGAGGCGCCAGUGCCGCUGGUGGACUCGCCACUUGCUUUACUGGAGUGCUACUCAGUAUCAUGUCUUCUGUAAUGAGUAGAACUGCUCAGUCUGGGUUUGGCAAUUUGAUGGCUAAUCCAACCUACUCUGCCCAACUAGCUUUAUAUCCAGUCAUUCCAUACGAUUCAAUACCGGAUCUACCUCAGCCUCUCCGUGAUCAAGCCGUACAAAUUUGGGCGAACGCCACAACGUCAACCUUCCUCUACAUGAUGGUUUGCUCCGCUGUUUGCUGUGUGAGUGCUAUGGCCAUGAAGAAUGUUGGAGAAAAGAAGGGCGACGAACGAAAAGCCUGGUCGAUAUCACUGAGGAUUUGGAAAUUUAUUACGUGUAGUUAA
Synchytrium microbalum is the source of this 1878-nucleotide messenger RNA. RefSeq lists its product as uncharacterized. The record is from RefSeq and is a predicted model, not a curated record. Lineage: Eukaryota; Fungi; Chytridiomycota; Chytridiomycetes; Synchytriales; Synchytriaceae. Gene Ontology annotation, biological process: transmembrane transport. Gene Ontology annotation, molecular function: transmembrane transporter activity. The transcript is spliced from 7 exons. Bases 1 to 1878 code for a protein of 625 amino acids.